AUGGGCAAGAAGCCCGGCGGCGGCGCCGGCGGCGGUGGCUGGCUGGCCACCGUCAGGAAGGUCUUCAAGACCAGCCCUUCCUCCUCCCCUUCCAAGGCCAACAAGGGGUCAGGAGGCGGGGAGCAAGAGGCGGAGAUAGUGUCCGUCGAGCACUUCCCGGCCGCCGACACGUCGUCGGAGGUGACGAAUGAGGGCAGCGGCGGGAGGGAGCGGCUGUGCGGCGGGGUGGAGGCGGAGGCCAGGAGGGCGCGCCGCGCCAUGGCGUCGAGGAUGGCGAGGCUCGCGGCCCUGCGCGGCAGGGCGGCCGGCAGGGAGGACCGCGCCGCCGUGCGCAUCCAGGCGUUCUACAGAGGUUACUUGGCGAGGAGGGCCCUGCGCGCGCUGCGCGGGCUGGUGCGUCUGCAGGCGCUGGUGCGCGGUCACCAGGUGCGUCGCCAGGUCCGGCAAACCAUGCGCUCCAUGCAGGCGCUCGUCCGCGCGCAGGAUCGCGUUCGCGCCCGCCGCCUCACCUCCCACGUCGACAGCCGCGGCCGACCCGCCGUCGUCCCGUCGCACGGCGGCGGUCGGCACUCCUACGGGCACGACCGCCUCUUCUUCGACGACGAACAGGGCGACGAGGACGCCGAGACGGAGGCGCAGGUACGGCGACCAAGAAACAGGCAGAGAAGCAUGGGCAACUUGAGCCCGUUCCAGGAAGGGUGGGACGCCGUCACCCGGGCCGGAAGCUUGCGUCGGCACGGCGGCGACACCGCGGCGUGGUCACCUGCCUACGCACACGGCUUCCAGCAGCAGGAGCACAAGCUACAGUGCGACGAGCAGGACCAGCGCAAGGUCGGCUGGGACUGGCUGGAGCGCUGCAUGGCGCCGAGCAUCAUGCCGCCGGGGCCGGCCAGCCAGCACCUGACGGCGGAGACGUCGUACGUGACCGCCUUGGCCACGGCCAGUACGGAAGGCGUUUCGGAGAGGACCGUGGAUAUGGACCCGAGCAGGAAGAGCCCACCCAAGGACCUGUACCCGGUGCGCACCGGCGCCGAGGUGAUCCCAGGGUAUAUGGCAGCGACGCAGUCGGCGCGCGCCAAGGCACGCAUGGCUGCUCCAAGGGCGCACAACCGGAGCCGGUCCGGAUCGGUGGCCCUUGGCGGCGGCUCGACGGCGAGCUCAGGCUGGAGCACGAGUAACAACGGUGAUGGUGGCGCCCGUACGGGUCAUCAGAGGGAAGGGUACAGCCCGGAGUCGAGCUCCAGCGGCGAGCGGACACUCCCGGCGGUUGGCGGCCCAGGCAGGGUGGCCUAUGCCUGACCCUUGCAUAGUUACAUGAUCACAAACUGCUACUGGAGACAACUGAUAGUAUGUUAGUAUAACGUGUUCAAGUUCUGAGGUGUUUUCAUGACUGGCUAGCUGAUCCCAGCUGGUUAGAACUAUGGCCGUCGCUCUUGUACAUGUAGUAGCCUAGUAGGCAUAUAACGUUAACAUAUCAAAAUUUUAUCA
Lolium rigidum is the source of this 1488-nucleotide messenger RNA. RefSeq names its product protein IQ-DOMAIN 21-like. Gene Ontology annotation, molecular function: protein binding. The coding region runs from base 1 to 1299 and encodes 432 amino acids. The transcript is spliced from 4 exons. NCBI's taxonomy places the organism in Eukaryota, Viridiplantae, Streptophyta, Magnoliopsida, Poales, Poaceae. The record is from RefSeq and is a predicted model, not a curated record.